This is a messenger RNA of Guillardia theta CCMP2712, 2040 nucleotides long. RefSeq lists its product as hypothetical. The transcript has 17 exons. The record is from RefSeq and is a predicted model, not a curated record. Lineage: Eukaryota; Cryptophyceae; Pyrenomonadales; Geminigeraceae. The coding region runs from base 1 to 2040 and encodes 679 amino acids. Gene Ontology annotation, biological process: terpenoid biosynthetic process; isopentenyl diphosphate biosynthetic process, methylerythritol phosphate pathway. Gene Ontology annotation, cellular component: chloroplast. Gene Ontology annotation, molecular function: iron ion binding; 4-hydroxy-3-methylbut-2-en-1-yl diphosphate synthase activity (ferredoxin).
AUGCAGAAGACGAAGGAGCUGCUGAGCUACUGCGACUCUGUGUACAAGACCACCAGGCGCAAGACAAGAACCGUCCAGUGCGGAGACGUCCCCAUCGGCAGUGAACAUCCGAUCGCCCUGCAGACGAUGACGACGGCGAUGACGACUGACAUUCAGGGAAGUAUCGACCAGGUCAUGCGAUGCGCUGACGCAGGAGCCCAACUUGUCCGCUUGACCGUGCAAGGGCAACGUGAAGCCGAUGCAUGCAGCAAGAUCAAGGAGGGAUUGUUGAAGAAAGGAUACACAACCCCUUUGGUGGCGGACAUUCACUUUGCUCCCAAGAUUGCGCUGCAGGUUGCAGAUGCGUUUGACAAGAUUCGCAUCAAUCCAGGAAACUUUGCGGAUGGCAGGAAGAGCUUUGAGGAGAUCACUUACGAAAACCCUGAGGACUACAAGGCUGAGCUGGAUUACAUCGAGGAAGUCUUCACUCCCCUCGUGCUCAAGUGCAAGGAGCUCGGGCGCGCAAUGAGAAUCGGAACAAACCAUGGAUCCCUCUCUGCUCGUACCCUGAGCUACUAUGGCGACACUCCCGCUGGGAUGGUUGAGUCUGCAUUCGAGUUUGCGCGCAUCUGCAGGAAGCACGACUAUCACAACUUCCUCUUCUCUAUGAAGGCUUCGAACCCCAAGGUUAUGGUUCAAGCCUACCGCCUCCUAGCAGCUGAGAUGUACGACCUCGGGUGGGACUACCCCAUGCACUUGGGUGUGACGGAAGCGGGAGAGGGCGAGGACGGCAGGAUGAAGUCCGCCAUCGGCAUCGGGUCUCUGCUGCAGGAUGGACUUGGCGACACGAUCCGUGUCUCUCUGACCGAGGAUCCAUGGUUCGAGCUUGAGCCCUGCACGAAGCUGCGAGACAUCGCCAUGAACCAGAAGGACAAGAUCUGGACCCCUGUCCCCACCUGGAAGGAGACGACAAGGAACUUCAUGUCAUUCUCGCAGCGUCAGGGUCAGCUCCCCCUCCAGCACGAAAGUGACCCCAUCGACAUCCGCAACGUCCUCCACAGGGACGGGAGCGUUAUCUCUGCUGUCUCGCUGGAGGAUCUCGCGAGCCCGGACAAGCUCUACUACAACUUGGGCUGCAAGACUGCCGUCGGCAUGCCCUUCAAGGACCUCGCCACCAGCGACUCCAUCCUUCUCCAGCAGAGCCCCGCCAUGGACGCCAGCAAGGAGCGCACGGCUCUUCGCCGCCUGCAGGAGGUGGGAGUUGGCGUGCUGUGCCCGGCCCAGGAGCUUCAGGCAAGGCCUAUCCCCAACGCCAUCGCCGUCUACGACCUCAAGCAGAUGCCCAGCAAGGGCGCGAAGCUUCCUGACGGAGCGAUCCGCUACGCGCUCACAGUGAGGGGCGACGAGUCGGACGAGGAGCUGGCGAAGCUCAAGAGCUCGGAGGCGGUGAUGCUGCUGCUGCGAGUGCCGGACGAGGUGAGCAGGGUCCACGCGUCGAGGAGAGUCUUCAACUUCCUCAAGGAGAACAGCAUCGACACUCCCGUCAUCCACCACAUCGUCUUCGGUGCCGACAAGUCCCGCGACUACGUCGUCCUCCUCACUGGCUCCGAGGUCGGCUGCUCCCUCGUCGAUGGCAACGGAGAUGGCGUGCUCAUGCAGGCCCCACUCCCCCUCGACUUCCUCCGCCUGAGCUCCUUCGGCCUCCUGCAGGGCUGCCGCAUGCGCAACACCAAGACCGAGUACGUCUCUUGCCCCUCCUGCGGCCGCACCCUCUUCGACCUCCAGACUGUGACGGACCAGAUCUCCAAGGCCACCGGGCACCUGCCAGGCGUCACCAUCGCCGUCAUGGGCUGCAUCGUCAACGGGCCUGGAGAGAUGGCGGACGCUGACUUCGGCUACGUGGGCGGAGCCCCGGGGAAGAUCGACUUGUAUGUGGGGAAGGAGCUGGUGAGGAAGGCCAUCCCCUCCGAGAAGGCCUGCGACGAGCUCAUCGAGCUCAUCAAGGAGAACGGCCGAUGGGUCGAGCCAAGCAAGAACGAGGAGGAAGCGGUCACAGCUUAA